Stomoxys calcitrans (stable fly) is the source of this 906-nucleotide messenger RNA. Its product is annotated as ADP-ribosylation factor-like protein 3. The transcript is spliced from 6 exons. NCBI's taxonomy places the organism in Eukaryota, Metazoa, Arthropoda, Insecta, Diptera, Muscidae. The coding region runs from base 143 to 724 and encodes 193 amino acids. Gene Ontology annotation, cellular component: cytoplasm; microtubule cytoskeleton. The record is from RefSeq and is a predicted model, not a curated record. Gene Ontology annotation, biological process: cilium assembly. Gene Ontology annotation, molecular function: GTP binding; GTPase activity.
AAGUUUAAGUUAACCAGUGCGUAACAAACAUAAUAAGCGAAUAGUUUAUUUUUUCAAGUGUUUAGUGAUUUUGAUGUUGCCAGGUGUCAUUUCAUUAUUUUAGUUCUUUAAUUUGUUACACUUUGACCUAAAAAAAAUAAUUAUGGGCCUUCUAUCGCUCUUACGAAAGUUAAGACCAAAUCCCGAAAAGGAAGUAAGGAUACUAUUACUAGGCUUGGAUAAUGCUGGAAAGACAACUAUUUUAAAACAACUGGCAAACGAAGAAAUAACAACGGUGACACCAACGGCUGGUUUCAAUAUUAAAUCCGUUGCUGCUGAUGGUUUUAAAUUAAACGUAUGGGAUAUAGGCGGUCAAUGGAAAAUUCGGCCAUAUUGGAAAAACUACUUUGCUAACACCGAUGUUUUGAUUUACGUAAUUGAUUGCACUGACAGAGAACGGCUUGGCGAAACCGGGAAUGAGCUUUUUGAAAUGCUAAUGGAUAAUCGACUCAAGCAAGUGCCUCUCUUAGUGUUUGCCAACAAACAGGAUUUGCCAAAUGCUAUGUCAUCCUCUGAAGUAGCAGAGGCGAUUGGCUUAGUGCGGUUAGAAGAACGAACCUGGCAAAUAAAGGCGUGUUCCGCAGUUGAAGGCAUGGGCAUUAAGAAUCUGAUUGCAGACAGACCUAACACAACAUUACUAUCCAUUUACUUGGGGAAGGAAUGGAUUGGGUGUGCAAGAAUAUGAAAAAAUAAUUGAGUGUUGUUGUGUUGGUAUAAUCUGCGUCGAAAUUAAAUCCAUUGCACGGAGUUAUCACAUAAUUCGUACUAAUUUAGAACGUUUUAAAAUUGGUUUUAUCAGGUACUAAUUGUUAUUUAUAAGAAUUUUUUAAUAAAAACUUAGAAUUAAAAACAUUGCAAUAUCGUUUA